ACUCUAUGAAGUGAAGAGCGCCAUCUAGGACCUGAGGAUAAAGAGUUGACCUAGAAUAUGCAUACCUAAAUCAUCAUCACGUUACUUUCAGAUCAGUGCACUUCUCUGUGAUUCAAGCUAGAAAGGGAGCUGAAGGAAGAUAAUUUUUACCUCUCAAGAUGAUGUCUGACAAUGUAUAGGCAUCAUGAACACCAGAAUACUGGGCAAGAACAAUAUACCACUUCUAUAAACACUUCAUCGGAAAGAUGCAUCCCUAUUAAACGCAGGUUGCUCGACAAAUUUUACUCAUCUAUUCAAACUGCAAGUACUCAACCAAAUGAAAGAAACCUUGUGGCACAUGCAGACCUAUCAAGGCACAGUGUUGACCAAGUAGGGCAGUCAGAGGCACUAGACUUGAGAAAAGCCAAGAAAUCAAGGAUUUGCACUUCACCUGAUUUCAAGCAGGAGAGUGCAGCUUUGCCGGGUAAAACAAGACCUCAGCUGCAGAGUAAGAAGCCAGUCCUUGAGCAGUGCCUGAGAGGCGUAGAUUAUCACAUUGCAAGACCAGCAUUGCAGAAGGUCCUCCAGUAUCAUGAUCACUACAAACUAUCCAUUGGGGAGAGAACCAAGCUAGAUAAGAUGCUUGAUGAUGAGCUGUUAGCAAAGUAUUUUGAAUCGGAGCGUACAUAUUCACCUGGUCGUGCAGAGUCUCCUGGCAGGAGACCACAAGGAAGUAUGUUAUCAACUUUAUCUUAUGACCGUGAGCCACAUUGGGAUGGGCAUAAUAGUUUGGGUUUGAGGGUGUCAAACAAAUCUUCAAGGACCAAUGCCUUUGGUCAUUCCUGUGGCACCACCCUCACCAGGCAACAUCAACCACGAGAAGUGCCAAAUGAAGUCAGUUCCAUCAUGUUGAAAGAUCUUGCAGGAAUGGGGAAUGGUCUUUCCACCAUAUCAGUCACUGAUCUCUGGGCACCAGCUGUGACUUCUGAGAGUUGCACCUCUGAAAAUCACAUUUCCUCACUUGCCACAAGUCAGUCUGAUGAAUUGCAGCAGCUCAGAAUCAAUGGCAUUGCAACCAACGAGUUUCUACCAAGGACUGCAUUGAAACAACCCAAGAGGGAGCGCGAUCUUGCCGUGCAGUUUUGCCAGAGAACACAAAGUCAUUGCAGCGUUUCAUCUGAAGAGUUACGCAUGGUAGAGGUAGAAAAGAGGAGAAAUGAAAUUACAAAUAUCGUUGUGAAAAGUGAAGCCGAUACUUGCAGUGUGAUCGGAAAUGAGCAGACAAUGACACCAGCAACAAAGAAUGAAAUAGACCAGGAAGCGACUGCCAUCGUGAAGACCCCAGCAGACGGAAAGUGCCCAAUCUGUUCAGACGUUGUGUCUGGAUACCAUUAUGGCACACGUUCCUGUGAGAGCUGCAAAGGAUUUUUCAAGAGAACUAUCCAAAACAAAAGGAACGAGCGACUAGCUUGUGCCGUAGCUGGAAACUGUGUGAUAAAUUUGCAGAACCGAAAACACUGUGCCUAUUGUCGCUACAAAAAAUGUCUGGAAGCUGGAAUGAAGAAUGAAGGUGAGUGUAUAUUUUACAUGUAUGUUCUUUUUUCCUUUGAUCGUCUAUCCAAACAGUUGGGGCCAUCCCAGUGA
This is a messenger RNA of Lytechinus pictus (painted urchin), 1623 nucleotides long. RefSeq lists its product as uncharacterized. Gene Ontology annotation, biological process: hormone-mediated signaling pathway; regulation of transcription by RNA polymerase II; tissue development. Gene Ontology annotation, cellular component: RNA polymerase II transcription regulator complex. Gene Ontology annotation, molecular function: RNA polymerase II cis-regulatory region sequence-specific DNA binding; nuclear receptor activity; zinc ion binding. The coding region runs from base 172 to 1623 and encodes 483 amino acids. The transcript has 2 exons. The record is from RefSeq and is a predicted model, not a curated record. Lineage: Eukaryota; Metazoa; Echinodermata; Echinoidea; Temnopleuroida; Toxopneustidae.